Messenger RNA from Fulvia fulva, 2502 nucleotides. Its product is annotated as Transcriptional regulator. Bases 1 to 2502 code for a protein of 833 amino acids. Gene Ontology annotation, biological process: regulation of transcription by RNA polymerase II; DNA-templated transcription. The record is from RefSeq and is a predicted model, not a curated record. Gene Ontology annotation, cellular component: chromatin. Lineage: Eukaryota; Fungi; Ascomycota; Dothideomycetes; Mycosphaerellales; Mycosphaerellaceae. The transcript is spliced from 5 exons. Gene Ontology annotation, molecular function: DNA-binding transcription factor activity, RNA polymerase II-specific; RNA polymerase II cis-regulatory region sequence-specific DNA binding; zinc ion binding.
AUGUCCGCUGUCGGUACCCUCCAGCCCACGGCCGCGCCGACGUCGCCCACCACCACUCGAAAGGCCUCCACCAACGGCGAGGCGAAAGAGAAAGAGAAGGAGAAGCGCUACAAGUGCCAGUUCUGCGCCAGAGCCUUUUCAAGAUCAGAACACAGAUCCAGACAUGAGAGAAGUCACACAAAAGAGCGCCCGUUUAAAUGCAUGAAGUGUAGGAGCACAUUUGUCCGUCGCGACCUUCUACUACGACACGAUCGAACAGUCCACGCCAAAGAUGGUGGGGUCCCGCUACAAAGUGAAGCAAAGCGACGCAACACCGGCACCAAGUCAGCAGCUCAGAACGGCGAGUCGUCUUCAUCGAAGCUCCCGGACCUCGAUGAUUCGUCCAUGGAUACCAGCUUCAUGGAUGGCGCCAACGGACUCGAUGUCGAGCAGGCUGCUAUGCUCAUGACAAACUUCCAGCAGAAGGCGGCCUUGUCUGGUGUUGACCAAGCGACUAUCGGCGCUGAACCUCUCAUUACCCCUCAUGGGCUGCCAUCACUGGAGCCGGCCACCCUUACGCACUACCCAGGCUCAAUGACAUUGCCGCAAAUGCAAGGCUGGGACACAAUGCUGCCGCAGACCAUCACACAGCCAAAGGCGCCUUCAAUCUCUUCGAAUGGUGAAGCACAUCACGAUAUGCUGCCCUAUCCGAACAGCGUUCUCGGCACCUCGACCAGUACGCUCCCUCCUCUUAUGGAGCGUAGCGAGAGCCAGCCGGAUGGUCUACCCUCAUUCAACGCAUCGACCAUGAUGGGUGGCUUGGCAACUCCCGGCGCCCUUUCGCCAUUCCCAUCAAUGAUGGGCCCAGUGUCUCCUGUUGACUAUCGUCGAUCGCCCGGCCCACCACAGCAAUGUACGAUGGCAAAAGCACCGCAAGUCGAAUCCGAGGACUCCAUCAAUCGCAUCAUGGAUAACAUCCGUCACUGCGACAGUGAAGGCGCUCUUGUCGAGACGUUCCGUCUGCCACAGCUUUCAGUCCUGAACCGCUACUUGUCAACCUACUUCAACUUCUUCCAUCAUCAUCUGCCGUUCCUGCACCCGGCGUCAUUCAACCCAUCUGUGAUUCCCGCGCCAUUACUGCUGUCAGUCCUGUCGAUCGGCGCGUUGUACACCUUUGAGCAGGAUCAGGCCUACAUGCUUCACAUUGGGUCCAAGGUGCUGGUGACGCAAUUCCUCCAGAAAAAGGACAACUUCAGCUCGCGCAAAUGCCCGCUGUGGAUGAUGCAGAGCUCAUUGCUCAACAUGACAUUCGCCAGCUGGAGUGGUGACCCGAAGGGUCUGGAGUGGGCGUGUUCCAUCAAAUCGCUGCUCGCGAACAUGGUCGCCGGCAACAGGUAUGAACUGAAGCUGCGCAGCGAUGCGAGAGAGGGCAGACAACCAACACACGCCGAGUGGAUCGAAGACGAGGGUUGCAGGCGAACAUACUAUGCUGUGUACAUCUUCUUCGGCCUCUUGACACUCACCUACAACCACACGCCCGCGAUCAGCUUCAACGAGUUCGACACCUUAGAAUUGCCUUCAUCAGAAUCGCUCUGGAAUAUGGAGGGUACGGACCACGAUAGCUGGAUUGAAGUCUUGACAGCAUCAACCAUUGUCACCUUCCGCGAGGCGCACGAUGCUCUGUUCCAAGGCGAAGAUGCGCGCUACAGUGCAUUCGCCACACGUGUAAUGAUCAACGCGUUGUUCCUGGAAGUCUGGUAUCACAAGCGCAGUCCAGAGGCGCUGCAAGAUGUGGUGACAGAGUGGAAGCUACGCCUGGCGCUUGACACUUGGGAGAAGUCGUUGGAGCUUUGUGAGCCCGAGACGUCGGUCGUGCAGCUCAGUGCGCCACACAAGGGCCACCCACUGAUAUUCAAUGCGAUGGCGAUGUAUAGGAACACACGCGCAAGACUGCUCGUCGAUUUGAAGUCGGUGCAAGAAGCGCUUCGCUACCACGACUCCUACGAGGUUGCCGCGGCAAUGACGAAUGCUCGCGACAAUGUCAAGAGAUCUGAGGAGAUGCUCAAGGUCAUUCAAGCCUGCUUCGACUGCAUCGAGGUUGCAGCUCUACAGGGCAUCAGAUGGGUUGCGCGGACUUCAGCUACUAAUUGGAGUAUCGAGCAUCCACUGUGUGGCCUGGACCUUAUCGUGGUCCUCAGCUUGUGGCUGUGGAGAGUCGAACACGACAGUGAGCCAGCCACCGCUGAAGAAAAGGUCAUGUAUCAGAAGCUACGAAGCCUAUUCGACGAUGAUACUGUCGAUGGGUUCGGUCAGAAGCUCAGCUCGACCGUUGCCCGACUCUGGGGCAGCAUGAUUGACGAAGUAGUCGUCUGGGGCAUCACAAAGCUCAUGGGCGAAUCCUUCAAGUUGCAUGCUCACGCACUCCACGGGUUCGAAGACUCGAUCGUGGCUGGUGCUGAGCAGUCGCAAGAACCGCCGGUCCAGACGUUGGCACCACACGCCACGGAAGUCACGGCCUACUAA